UGCUGGCGGCGGUGGCGUCGCCAAUACGCGGCGCGGAGGUGGAGCACAUGCCAGCGUGCGCCCGCCCGCGUGGCAUCCGCCCUCCCUCCACGUUUCGCUUCCUCCCCUCCCCCGAACACUACUAGUUCUAGCUUUCCUCCACCAAGCGGCUCCAGCAGCGGCCGCAGCACCAACUGGCGAACCCUGCUGCUUCCAGCAUCCUCUACCGGUGAUCGCCGGACGGUCUGAGUAGGAAUCAACGAGAGCGCAGCCCAGAGCCCACCUCCUUCCGCUGCUGCUGAUUUUCGACGGAGAUGGAAGGUGUUCUGCAAGCGGGAGAUGCCAAGGACUGGGUUUACAAAGGGGAGGGCGCUGCGAAUCUCAUCCUCAGCUACACGGGCUCAUCACCUUCCAUGCAUGGGAAGGUACUGCGGAUCAAGAAGAUUCUAAAAGACAAGUCUCUACCGGCACCAAGUUGUAUGGUCUUCUCAAGUUAUGAGCAACUCCUGUGGGGCCAUAUCCCAGAAUUGCUUGACUCUGUCAAACAAGAUUGCUUGGCUCAAGCCUAUGCGGUGCAUGUUAUGAGCAAACAUCUCGGUGCUAAUCAUGUUGAUGGCGGGGUUUCUGUAGGUGUCUCUAGGGAUUUUCUGGAACUUGUUGAAAAGAAUGUUCUUGACAGCCGUCCUGCUUGGAGAGUGAAUGCAAGUUCAAUUGAUAACACUGCUGAUGCUGCUCUUCUAAUAGCAGAUCAUUCUUUAUUUUCUGGUAACCCUAGAGGCAGCAGUUGCAUAGCUGUGGAGAUAAAGGCCAAAUGUGGGUUUCUGCCAUCAUCAGAAUAUAUAUCAAAAGAAAACUACAUCAAGAAACAAGUAACAAGAUAUAAGAUGCAUCAGCACCUCAAAUUUCAUCAGGGUCAGAUAUCGAGGACUAGUGAAUACAAUCCUCUUGAUCUAUUUUCUGGGUCAAAAGAAAGGAUAUGCAUGGCCAUCAAGUCAUUUUUCUCAACUCCUCAGAACAACUUCAGAAUUUUUGUCGAUGGUUCUUUAGUUUUUGGUGGCAUGGGAGGUGGUGCAGAUAAUGUUCUUCCUGCUGAAAAAGACAAGUGUCUUGAAGAUCUCAGCAAGCUUAGUGGCCUAGAACUACCCGACUUCAUUGAGCUCCUGUCGGAGGCGAUUUUUAAAUCUGGAGUACUAGGUAAACUGUUGGCCACCCAAAAGCUGGACGAUCAUGACAUUGAAGGGGCAAUUCAUUUGUACUACAAUAUAAUUUCGCAGCCUUGUUUGGUGUGCAAAAAUAUAACUGAUGUAGAGCUAUUGCGGAAGUACACUCUCUUGCAUUCUCUUUCGUUGGACAAGAGCUUGAAGAUUGUCAGGGACUUUCUUGUUUCUGCUACUUCAAAGGACUGUAGCCUGAUGAUCAGCUUUCGGCCAAGAGAGGGUGGAACUACAGAUUCUGUGUAUGAUUCAGUAUUUCUUGAAUCAGUGAAGCAAACCUAUGAGUACAAGGCAUAUUUCGUCGAUCUGGAUGUGAAACCUCUGGAUAAGAUGGAACAUUAUUUUGCACUGGAUCAGAAGAUAGUCAAUUUCUACACAAGAAAUCAGGAGGUCAUGCCAUCUCCGAAGGUCACUAACACUAAAGACGCUGUUGGAAGCAGAGGUGGCCCUAAUCACCCACUUGAAGGGCCGACCUUCUAGCUCCCGGGUGGCAGAGCCAACCUACAGAUGAAGCUUGCUUCCGGGUGGCGAGCCAACCUUCAUAUGAAGCUUGGACUGUCGUGAUUCCGGGGGCAAAGCCAACCUUCGAUAGAUCACAAUCCAUGCACUAAGUAGUUAGAAACUAUAGAAACAGAUUGCGAGACCAACUCUUUUGAACAACACUUUAUUACACGAACAACAAUAUUACAUGAGAGUGUGAACAUUUCUUAAGUGGCUAUCCUAGCAAUUAUUCACACACUCACCUAGCACUGCAAUCCCAACUCUCUCUUAUGCUCGUGGCUUGUAUGUGUUGUUGCCUCUUAGGUUACUAGGAGGGAGAGGGGGUUCUCAUAUAUAUAGACCAUGGCGACACAUAUGGUGAUGAUAUGUAUCCCCUACUCUAGAACCUUCCUAACUAUUUUCUACUUUACCAUACAACAAAAGAUAUUUUAGAAUAUUCCUAAAUAUUUUUUCACUUGCCAUAUAAAACAAGUGACUCUAGAACUUUCUAUAAAUAUUUAUAUCCAUGAUAAUAUCUUCACCUUUAAAAUAUCUUUUUUCUUGCAUGGUCAAGAGUAUUCUAGAAGAUUGACUUGCUUUCUUUUAAUAGACGCUUCGCCCAUUCAGCUCCAACAAUGAGGAGCCUCUUCCAAUAUAUGUCUGGAGAAGGGCGCAUCUCGGAGCGUCGAUUGUUAUUUGUUGCUGCUGUUGUUGUAACUUCAUGAGUACAGUCCCAAGGUUGGGAGGCUCGUUCCUUAGGCCUGGAAAGGGUACACAAGGAGCUGUUGUUCGUCGUUGCUGUUGUAACUCUACUAGUGCAUAGACCGUGGCUUGUCACCGCAAAUCUGCAGAGAUGUUCAAUGUUAGUUGAGAAACUGAGAUGAUUGAUGCUUUACCGUGGCAACCACUCACUGUAACAUCCCAGUUGAAAUGAGGGCUGAAGUUUCACUCGCAGGUUACCAUC
Panicum hallii is the source of this 2637-nucleotide messenger RNA. RefSeq names its product inositol-pentakisphosphate 2-kinase IPK1-like. The transcript has 9 exons. The coding region runs from base 294 to 1673 and encodes 459 amino acids. Lineage: Eukaryota; Viridiplantae; Streptophyta; Magnoliopsida; Poales; Poaceae. Gene Ontology annotation, cellular component: nucleus. Gene Ontology annotation, biological process: inositol phosphate biosynthetic process. Gene Ontology annotation, molecular function: inositol-1,3,4,5,6-pentakisphosphate 2-kinase activity; ATP binding. The record is from RefSeq and is a predicted model, not a curated record.